This is a messenger RNA of Oryzias latipes (Japanese medaka), 1609 nucleotides long. It is a transcript of the gene ppp1r11, whose product is annotated as protein phosphatase 1, regulatory (inhibitor) subunit 11. The record is from RefSeq and is a predicted model, not a curated record. Gene Ontology annotation, molecular function: protein phosphatase 1 binding; protein serine/threonine phosphatase inhibitor activity. NCBI's taxonomy places the organism in Eukaryota, Metazoa, Chordata, Actinopteri, Beloniformes, Adrianichthyidae. Gene Ontology annotation, cellular component: nucleus.
CAGCCCAGUUCCUGUUGCCAAAUGUCUCUUCCGUUUGAGUCUGAGCUUACUUGUUGUGUAACUUGAAUCGGGUGCACUACAGCUCUGCUGGGACAUUUGCCAAGUUAAGCUUACAUUGCUACCUUUUUAAACCCGUGUUUCUUUAUUUCGCUCCGUCUUUGUCGCCGGUACAGCGUCAUAUCCGUUGCUAGGGGCGGUGGCUGGUUCGGUUCUGAGAGGAGGCUAACGGGCUAGUUAGCAGCGCUGCUACAGGAUGGCGGAGGUUCCACCAGGGACAUCAAGUGAAACCAUCACAGAGACUGUCCAGACCAGCCCCCCGACGCAGCAGCAGCAGGAGGGACGGAGCCUGACAAUCAAGCUGAGGAAGAGGAAGACGGAGAAGAAAGUAGAGUGGUCCAGUGACACAGUGGACAACGAGCAUCUGGGCAGACGGUCCUCAAAGUGCUGCUGUAUUUAUGAGAAACCCCGACAGUUUGGAGAGUCUUCCUCCGAGAGUGAGGGCGACGAGGACGACGACGAAGGCUGCGGCAGCGCCAACUGCAUCCUGGGCCACGGCCGGCGAGGCCAUGGACAGAGAGGGGAGGGCCAAGGCACGGGCCCCCCAAACUCCAGGGGCUCCCCCACCCACUAAUGAUCAACUCGGCUCGGUGGGCACAGGCGUGAUUGGAAUUCUUCAUCAUUUCAUGGACCCGCAGUCCUCUUUGAGUUCAGCCCCUCUGGGGUAGCCGCAGAUGAGCCCGGCCCCAAACGCUUCUGCUAUUUUUCCAGAUCGUUAGACCCAGAACCACCUCUUUUGGCUCCUCCAUCCGAAGGAACCACUUCUCUCCUAUCCCAGAACCGCAUGUUUUCACUCUUCUGCAGUAAAUCUCACACCGCAAAAAACCCUGCCACUGCUUAACAAGUACAGAGUUUUUUUUCCCCGCCAUCCCAAAUUCUUCAACACUUUUUUUUUUUUUAUUCUUGUUGGAUAAACCUGUGAGAGGUGGUGAAACUGUAUUGCAGGUUAUCGCUGGAUGGUCUCGUCUAAAUGCUGCAGUUGCUUCAGUCGCUGCUGGUUUGUUGUUCUCCGACAUGAAACCUGAACAAUACCAUCUCUUCCAGCCUGGUAAGCCUCAAGCCCUUUUCCCCUUCAGAGGUUGAAAGGUCACCAGGGGUCAUCGAGCUGCUCUCCUCCCACGAGGCUGCAGGAUCAGUCAACUUCAAGAAUGACUUUUUGUUCUCACCUGUCACAGGUGAUGCUUUGUUUUUAUCUAGUUUGAAAACCAGGCUGAAGUGCGUUUUAAGAUGUAUCAUUUCCUUUAAGCCUGCACAAUGCAGCGACAACACAGCUGGGAGGUUUUCAGUCCAUCACCCAAGCCCAGAGAACACGCAUCCCGACCCCCCCCACUCACUCCUCCACAUGUUCACAUGUGGAUCCUGCCCACAUACUAACUGCAGGUUAGGUCACCAUAUCCGGAAGCUUCCUCACCGUCAUGUUUUUUGGGAGACUGGACCUCGCAGCUGUACUAGAAUGAUGCACUCAUGUUUGCUGGUGUCAUGAGUGCAUCAAAAGUGAUGUUUUUGUUUGUAUUGCCAUUCAGUUGUGAAAUAAAUGUUAUUUUUAAGUGAA